Molecule: messenger RNA, 1065 nt
Organism: Orbilia oligospora ATCC 24927
Lineage: Eukaryota; Fungi; Ascomycota; Orbiliomycetes; Orbiliales; Orbiliaceae
Exons: 2
Coding region: 1-1065 (354 amino acids)
Source: RefSeq, a predicted model, not a curated record
AUGCAAAUCCUCAAUAGCGCCGUUGCGCUCGCAGUUUUGAGCCUUGUAUCACCAAUUUCCGGUCAUGUCGCUAUCAUCGGCGCUCGAGGAGACCAAGAACGCGCUGUCAACGGGCAAGCUUUUGGUAUAACCUCACAAACGCAUGUUCUCUAUGAUGGGAAACUGGUUGGGUUCCGGUCGGGCGAUGCACGAUGGCCUUUUCAAAAAGAUACAACAGUAUUCGCCUCUCCAGCUGUUCCAUGGAAGCUUCCUGGAUGCUGGCUUGAUAAAAAAGGUAAAAAAGUAUGCCAUAAAGAAAAAUACCUCGUACCAGUCAGGCGCAAAUACUUUGACGGCGGGUGUGGCGUGACCCUUCACACUGUCGGUCAAUAUGCCAAGUACAGAGAUGCAUUAUGGAACACGGAGAAAGCUGUCCACAGAACCGCUAAGUUUUUUCAGCAACCCGUUAAACCGGGCGCAAUGGUCAAUGUCUCGCUGGAGUUGACACACUCCAUCAAAAUUGACAAGCUCACGACUGCGGCCGCUGGUGGUUUUAUAAAGAUGACGAUGCAUGAAGUAAAUAAGACUGUGGUUGAGGGUAGUGGCGGCGGAUUCAGAUGCUUUGUUGAUUCUACUGGUCUGGGACGAACUUUCCCGACGAGAUUAAAGCUUACCCCGGGCGCUUUACCGGCAGGAGUAAAGCCCAACAAGGAAGGCACGAAGCAAUGGCAUAUGAUGGUCUACCUUCCAACUAGCUUGGACUGCAAGGGUAGUCAUAACGGUCGGAAGAGCAUUUGUAUUAUACGCUGCCAAGAUAGGUCAGAAGAUGGGCCUUUCGGUGGAUGCGUUCCAUUCCAGCAACUCAGGCCCGGAGACAAGGAUUAUUCGCCACCUAAACCCCAGCCAACAAAUAUACCUGAGCCAGAGCCAGCGCCAAUCCAAAGUGCCCAGACUCCAAAGCCCACGCCUUCAAACACGCCUUCAAAGUCCACGACUUCAUUGCCCCAGGAAACUGAAGUUGUAGAUUAUGGCGAUGAAGGUUCUGACUACAGUGAUGAGCCAGAGCCAUAUGAUUCAUAUUACUAA